AUGAUGUUUGAUAUCUAUCUAUCUAUCUAUCUAUCUCAGUCUGUCCACAUCUAUCUAUCUAUCUAUUUCAGCGUUUCAAAAUUUUCUUUCUCCUAUUUUCGUUUCCGUUUAAUUUUUAUUUUCGCUCUUUUACAUAUACUUUCUCACUUCUUCAUAUCUCCUGAUUUUCACUAUCUAUCUAUCUAUCUAUCUAUCUAUCUAUCUAUCUAUCUAUCUAUCUAUCUCAAUUUGUCCACAUCUGCCUAUCUAUCAAUCUAUCGAUUUCACGACCGACGUAAUCCUAUCUAUCUAUCUAUCUAUCUAUCUAUCUAUCUAUCUAUCACAUCAGUUUUCUAUCUAUCUAUGAUAUUUCUUGGUUCUUUCUUUCUUUCUACCUAUCUAUCUAUUUAUGUAUCACUUUCUAUCUUCAUCUAUCACAUUAGUUUUCUUUCUAUCAUACAAGGUUUCUCUCUGUCAGUCUAUCUAUCUAUCUAUCUAUCUAUCUAUCUAUCACACUCAGUGUAUGUCUGUCUCUAUCGGUUUAUUACACAGUGUCUUUCUACCUUUCUUUACUUCUUUCUUUCUUUCUAUCACUUUCUAUUUUUAUCUAUCACAUUAGUUUUAUUUCUAUCUAUCUAUCUAUCUAUCUAUCUAUCUAUCUAUCUAUCUAUCUAUCUAUCUAUCACACUCAGUGUAUGUCUGUCUCUGUCUGUUUAUUACAGUGUCUUUCUUUCUAUCUAUCUAUCAAACUCGGUUUCUAUCUGCCUAUCUAUCUCCCUGUCUAUCUAUUAUUAUUAUAUAUUUCCCAAACCAGUACACGUCUAUCUAUCUAUCUAUCUAUCUAUCUAUCUAUCUAUCUUAUAG
This is a messenger RNA of Acanthosepion pharaonis, 843 nucleotides long. Lineage: Eukaryota; Metazoa; Mollusca; Cephalopoda; Sepiida; Sepiidae. The record is from the annotation of a GenBank genome assembly.